AUGGUCUCUCUCGUCGCCCUGGUCUCUCUCGUCGCCCUGGUCUCUCUCGUCGCCCUGGUCUCUCUCGUCGCCCUGGUCUCUCUCGUCGCCCUGAUCUCUCUCGCCGCCCUGGUCUCUCUCGUCGCCCUGGUCUCUCUCGUCGUUUUGGUCUCUCUCGUCGCCCUGGUCUCUCUCGUCGCCCUUGUCUCUCUCGUCGCCCUGGUCUCUCUCGUCGUCCUGGUCUCUCUCGUCGCCCUUGUCUCUCUCGUCGCCCUUGUCUCUCUCGUCGCCCUUUUACCGCCCUUCCCUACGCGCAGCUACCCCCCUUCCCUACGCGCAGGUUCCCCCCCUCUCCUUCGAGCAGUUUCCCCUUCAUAUUGCCCACUCACACCCAUCGGUCUCUCACACCCACCCACCGCUCACUCACACCCACUGCUCGCUUCGUUCCCUCUAUGCCUCACUUCCCCCUUGAGUCUCCCAUUCCCUUCCCAUGCCAUCCGUCCCUCUUCCCUCACUCUCAGCCCCAAGCCUUGUUUCCUUCACCGCGCCACUCCUCCCGUCCCACUCCUGUGCCUCCCUUCCUGA
Molecule: messenger RNA, 564 nt
Organism: Closterium sp. NIES-65
Lineage: Eukaryota; Viridiplantae; Streptophyta; Zygnematophyceae; Desmidiales; Closteriaceae
Source: the annotation of a GenBank genome assembly